Syngnathoides biaculeatus (alligator pipefish) is the source of this 925-nucleotide messenger RNA. RefSeq names its product protamine-like protein. Gene Ontology annotation, biological process: nucleosome assembly. The record is from RefSeq and is a predicted model, not a curated record. The transcript has a single exon. Gene Ontology annotation, molecular function: DNA binding; structural constituent of chromatin. Bases 210 to 788 code for a protein of 192 amino acids. Lineage: Eukaryota; Metazoa; Chordata; Actinopteri; Syngnathiformes; Syngnathidae. Gene Ontology annotation, cellular component: nucleosome.
UUGGCUGGAGAGGACGCAGCUUGAGAGCAGAGACCUGUUGCGCUGUUGGAGCUCGCACGACUUCCCCCCCAAAAAAAAAAAAAAAAAAAAAAAUCAUAAUAAUAAUAAUAAAGACGGAAAAGAAAACAAAAGAUUUAGGAGAGAAAUCAUCCUUAAUAACUCGUGUUUGUAUCUGAACAUACUUGAUUGCAAGGCAGGCGCAUCCCAUCAUGUCGGUGUCACUUGCGCCCUUGUCUCCAAGGAGACCGAGGAAGAGGACCGGCCCCACGGUGUCCAUCCUCAUCCUGAACGCCAUCUCCUCCUACGGGGGUUCGCGCGGCGUGUCCCUGGUGGCCCUCAAGAAGGUGCUGAAGGCCAGCGGCUACGACGUGACCCGGAACCGGGGCCGGAUCCGCCUCGUCCUGCGCAGGCUGGUGGCCCAAAAGGUCAUCGUGCGCACCAGGGGCAAAGGAGUUUCGGGCUCCUUCAAGCUCAACCCCAAAGCCCCCGGGGGUCGCAGGAGGAGGCCCCCGAGGGGAGGCAGGAGGAGCAAGAAGAAGAAGAGGAGGAGGAGGGGCCGGGCGAAGAGGAGGAAGGCCCAGGGGAGGAGGGCCAGGAGGGGCCGCUCCAGGAGAAGACGCAGGAGGUCCACGCCUGCGAGGAAAAGGUCCACCCGGAGGAGGAGGAGGAGGAGGGCCCCGAGAAGGAAGACCCCCAAGAGAGUCCGGAGUGUUCGGCGCAAGAGGGCCAAGCCCGCCAAGGUCCGCAGGAGGAGGAGGAGGAGGAUGAGCGGAAGGCUGUACAAAUGAUCCGCGGUCUUCCUGGCGUCCCGAGAACCACAUGGACCGUGUACUCACCAAGCUACAGUAUCUAUGCUAUCUUUUUCCUCUGUCAUAACAAUUCAUAAUCCUGCUGCCUCAGCACUUCAUUUCCCAAAUGUCCAUGU